Molecule: messenger RNA, 1335 nt
Organism: Brassica rapa (field mustard)
Lineage: Eukaryota; Viridiplantae; Streptophyta; Magnoliopsida; Brassicales; Brassicaceae
Product: RHOMBOID-like protein 2
Biological process (GO): proteolysis
Cellular component (GO): membrane
Molecular function (GO): serine-type endopeptidase activity
Source: RefSeq, a predicted model, not a curated record
AAAGGUCACAACUUUUGCCUUAAUUCUUCUCUCCUAUUACAGAUGCUCUGUCUCAAUCUCUUGUUCCUCUAAUAGUCUAAUUCAUCCUCCUCUCUUUCUUCGAAGUUACUUUCUCCCCAUUUCGUAUCUGAUCAGUCAAUCUCGAAGAUAGAUCCGGAGGUUUUGAGCUGAGAGAGAGAGAAAGAAACAGAGUAAUGGCGAACAGAGAUUCGGAGAGAGGAGAAGGGAAGCAGAACAACAACAAUAUCUAUGACGAAAGCUCCAGCGAUACUCAUUGGACUUCGUGGCUCGUUCCACUGAUCGUCGUGGCGAAUCUCGCCGUCUUUAUCGCCGUUAUGUUCGUCAACGACUGUCCCAAGAAGAUCAUCGGACCAAACAAAGCUUGCGUCGCUAGAUUCCUCGGAAGAUUCUCUUUUCAGCCCCUUAGAGAGAAUCCUCUCUUUGGCCCUUCUUCCUCUACAUUGGAGAGAAUGGGAGCGUUGGAGUGGGGGAAAGUAGUACAUGAGCAUCAAGGAUGGAGACUCGUCACUUGUAUGUGGCUACACGCUGGUAUCCUUCAUCUCCUCACCAAUAUGUUGAGUUUGAUCUUCAUUGGUAUCCGCCUUGAGCAGCAGUUUGGCUUCAUAAGAGUCGGGCUUAUCUACUUAAUCUCUGGUCUCGGUGGAAGCAUACUCUCCUCUCUUUUCCUUCAAGAAAGUAUCUCCGUUGGUGCUUCUGGUGCUCUCUUUGGACUUCUUGGAGCUAUGUUGUCUGAACUUCUCACCAAUUGGACUAUCUAUGCUAACAAGGCGGCUGCUUUGUUCACACUCCUGUUCAUCAUAGCGAUCAACUUAGGACUAGGCUUGCUUCCUCGGGUUGACAAUUUCGCGCAUAUUGGAGGGUUUAUAACCGGGUUCUGCCUCGGUUUUAUCCUCCUUGUCCGGCCACAGCACGGUUGGGAAAGUUCCCGCACCAACACUUCCCUUACCAAACGCAAGUAUAGCAUCUACCAGUACGUUCUGUUCAUAGUUGCAGUCCUUAUACUUGUGGUUUGUUUAACUGUUGGAUCAGUGAUGCUUUUCAAAGGAGAGAAUGGUAACAAACAUUGCAAAUGGUGUCAUCGCCUCAGCUGUUUCCCCACUUCGAAAUGGACCUGUUAAUCAUCAUCAUCAUCAUUAUCCUCUAAAAAUUCUUAUAUGUGUUCUUCUUGUAGCAGAUAAUUUGUUUGUUCUUUUUGCCUUUGACCUCUCUUGCCUUAUAUAACAUACAUGUAUAUUACCAAAUAAAACGAUAUUGUUGGAUUGAAGGUACGUAAUCUCAUUAUAGUACAUCUGUAUAAAUAGUAAUAUUGUUGGA